CGAAGCCCCGACCCGUCGAGCGUCGCGCCAGCCCGCGCCCAUGCAGCUCCGCCGGCAACCGCUUCCCGCGCCCCGGCCGGGGGACCCGUACCCCGCCGCCCCGCUGCUCGCGCUGCUCCUGCUGCUCGCCCUCCAGGGGGCGGCGGCGGCGCCCGCGGGGUCCGGGGACCCCGAGGACUCCGGGUGGCGUCAGGACGCGGAGCUCCCGCGCGGGCUCCUGUCGCAGGCGGCGCGCGCGGCGCUGCACUUCUUCAACUUCCGCGCGAGCUCGCCCAGCGCCCUUCGAGUGCUGGCUGAGGUGCAGGAGGGCCGCGCGUGGAUUAAUCAAAAGAAGGAAUAUAAAGUUGACCUGGCGUUUACCACGGAGCUCUACAACCCAGAGGAAGGUAAGGAACGUCUGGGGAAAUGUUCUGCUCGAGUGUUUUUCAGGAACGAGAAACCCAGACCGGCCAUUAAUAUAACAUGUACUCGGCUCAUUGAGAAGAAGACAAGACAAGAAGAAGAUUAUCGGCUCUACAAGUACAUGAAGCAGCUUCAAAACCUCUUGGAUGUAGUCAGCAUACCUGAUAGUCAUGGACAUAUUGAUCCCUCUCUGAGACCCAUCUGGGAUUUAGCUUUUCUGGGCAGCUCUUACGUGAUGUGGGAAAAGACAACACAGUUUUUACACUACUACAUGGCACAGCUCAGCAGUGUGAAGCAGUGGAAAACAAAUGAAGAUGCAAUUGAUUUUGAUUAUACUGUUCUACUCCAUGAAUUCUCAACACAGGAAAUGAUUCCCUGUCAUAUUCACUUGGUCUGGUACCCCGGCAAACCACUGAAGGUGAAGUACCACUGUCAAGAGCUACAGACACCAGAAGAAGCCUCUGGAACUGAAGAGGGAUCAGCUGUGGCACCGACAGAGCUUAGUAAUUUCUGAAAAGCAAAAAAGAUCUGUUUAUACCAAAUUCUGAACAAAAUGACUAUACUAAAUAACCUAAAUCAUUAUUCUAGUAAAAUAGCCAAGGUAUAAGGCAUUCUAAUAAUUUGCGAAAGCCUGUGAUUACAAGUAAAUACUCAAAAAUUAAAAGAUA
Molecule: messenger RNA, 1070 nt
Organism: Balaenoptera musculus (blue whale)
Lineage: Eukaryota; Metazoa; Chordata; Mammalia; Artiodactyla; Balaenopteridae
Gene: RARRES1
Product: retinoic acid receptor responder 1
Exons: 6
Coding region: 41-916 (291 amino acids)
Molecular function (GO): metalloendopeptidase inhibitor activity
Source: RefSeq, a predicted model, not a curated record